AUGUCUGCUGAGCAGAAUCAGAAACUAGCUGAGCUUUUGGAGCUCCUGAAACUUAACAAUGGGGACAUUUCUAAGUUGACCCAGGAACAGAGGAAGGAAAUGAAGGAUUACAAGUUUUGGAAAACCCAACCGGUAACGAGGCUUGAUGAAUCUGUCGAUAAGGAGGGCCCCAUUGAUAGGAAGAAAACUCCGGAGGAAAUUUCUGAGUUGCCAUUGCCAUUGUUAGGCGAUUUUGAAUGGUGUACUGUGGACGUAACGGAUCAAAAUCAAUUGGAAGAUGUGUUUCUGUUGCUGAAUGAAAACUACGUCGAAGAUCGUGAUUCUACGUUUAGAUUCAAGUAUACUCGUGAAUUCUUCAAUUGGUCCUUGAGAUCUCCAGGCUGGAAGAAGGACUGGCACGUUGGUGUGCGAGUGCGUUCUAGUAAGAAACUCGUAGCUUUUAUUUCAGCCAUACCUGUUGACCUGAAGGUCAGGGAGAACACUGUACGCAGUGUUGAGAUCAAUUUUCUGUGCGUUCAUAAGCAAUUGAGGGGCAAGAGAUUGACUCCUGUACUUAUCAAGGAGAUAACUAGACGUGUCAACAGGUGCGAUAUAUGGUAUGCGUUGUACACUUCGGGUACAGUGCUACCAUCUCCAGUGAGUGUUUGUAGGUAUACACACCGCCCUUUGAACUGGGGUAAACUACAUGAGGUUGGCUUCACUCAUAUGCCAAGCCAUGCCACUCGGAUGCAGAUGAAUGCUAAGUAUGCUUUGCCUGAGAAGACGAAUACUGACGGCCUAAGACCAAUGGAGGAAAAGGAUCUUGCUCAAGCGCAUCAGUUGCUUGAAGCAUACCAGGCAAGGUUUGACCUCGUACAGACGUUUACUAAGGAAGAGUUCAAACACUGGUUUCUGGGGAACGAUGAAGGGACAGAGAACACUGAGAAAGUUAUUUUCUCCUAUGUUGUCGAGAAAGAUGGGAAGAUUACUGAUUUCUUCUCUUUCUACUCGUUGCCAUUCACUAUCUUAAACAAUUCCGUUCAUAAAGAACUGGGUAUUGGAUAUCUUUUCUACUACGCAUCCGAUGCGGACCUUGAGUACAGUGAUAGAUUCAGCAAAGAGGCUACAGAGACUUUGAAAAAGAGGUUGUGUUCACUGAUGAACGAUGCGUGUAUCCUGGCUCGUGAUGCCAAGAUGGACGUUUUUAACGCAUUAACGUCACAGGAUAACACUCUGUUCCUAGAUCCAUUGAAAUUUGGACCUGGCGAUGGGUUCUUGAAUUUUUACCUAUUCAACUACAGAGCUUUCCCGAUCACUGGUGGCAUUAAAGAGGACAAGACUUAUGAUACCCAAAAGCGUAGUAACGUUGGUGUCGUAAUGUUAUAG
This is a messenger RNA of Torulaspora delbrueckii, 1365 nucleotides long. RefSeq names its product glycylpeptide N-tetradecanoyltransferase NMT1 (gene NMT1). Gene Ontology annotation, cellular component: cytoplasm. Gene Ontology annotation, biological process: N-terminal peptidyl-glycine N-myristoylation. The transcript has a single exon. NCBI's taxonomy places the organism in Eukaryota, Fungi, Ascomycota, Saccharomycetes, Saccharomycetales, Saccharomycetaceae. The record is from RefSeq and is a predicted model, not a curated record. Bases 1 to 1365 code for a protein of 454 amino acids. Gene Ontology annotation, molecular function: glycylpeptide N-tetradecanoyltransferase activity.